UCGAAUCGGACAGGAUGUCUUCAGUUGGAUCCCUCCUCGACUGUCUCUUUGCGCUGUGAUUCUCUUUUAUUUUCAGAUUACUAUUCUCGAAGCUGAAUCGAGCUCGUUCUCUAAAUCUCAAGCUUUGCAGCAAACACAGUAAAACUAAAACAACACAUGAACUCCUGCAAAACCCUAUUCCGCGCCUCCCUUUCUUCAUCUCCAUUCGUUCAUCUCCCAAACCCUAAUUCAUCAUCCAUCACUCUCGUCUCCUUUCGCGCCUUCUCCGUUCUCCGUCCAAAUCCAUCUACACACAGCUUCGGACCACCUCGUUGCGCUCUUCACGAAGCUGCCUCUCUUCCACUAGAAACGUUCACUGAGACUUCCCCUACAGAUCUCACCGUGAGUGUGAAGGAACUGCUGACAACCAAUCGAAAUGACGCGUCGAGCAUGAUGAAGAUGGAGCGGAGGAGCUCCUUCAGCGGCGAGCGUAGUAGAGGAUCGUGGUUCCCUUACGAGGAUAGGUUCAGGUGCGGUGAUGUGCACCUUAGUAGCCGUGAGGUGUUGGAAGCGGUGAGCCCUCACAUGAUGGAGGAGAGGUCGGAUAGGUUCAGGCGUGUGGUGGAGAAUCGAAGCUUCUCGGUUUGUCUUGUCGUUGAAGGUCUGUCUGAUAUAGGAAACAUCUCUGCUGCGUUUCGCUCGGCGGAUGCGUUGGGGAUUCAGUCCGUGCACGUUGUUGCAUCCGACAGCUACAAAAGGUAUAGGAACAAUCGACAUGUGAGUAUGGGAGCUGAGAAAUGGCUCGACAUUGAGCUUUGGGACACACCUAAAGAUUGUUUCAAAGUCUUGAAGUCUCGCGGUUACAGGAUCGCCACAACUCAUUUGGGAAUGGACACGGUUUCGAUUUACGAUAUGGACUGGUCACAACCAACAGCAAUAGUUGUUGGAAACGAGGGGAGUGGGAUAAGUGAAGAGGCGUUGGAGUUAUCAGAUUUGUAUUGCAGUAUUCCAAUGAACGGAAUGGUUGAUUCGUUCAAUGUCUCAGUGGCCGCGGGGAUUCUGAUGCACCACGCGGUCUGUGACAGAACCGCUCGUCUGGGAAGUCAUGGAGAUCUGUCGGAACAAGAGAAAGAGAUAUUGAUGGCUGAGUUUUCACUUCGCCACAGUAGAAGCUCACUCUUUAUUGCUUCCGAGUUCGCUAAACGUAGACAACAACAACACUCUCCUACCGUCUAGUUUCCCAACACUCUAGUUUUACAUUUCUAUUUCAAAUGUAACAUUGGUUCUGUUUUUACGUCACCGUAACAUUAGUUCUGUUCUUCUACCUCCAUUUUCAUUGAUUGAUAAUAUAUUUUUUUUGUCAGCA
Brassica oleracea var. oleracea is the source of this 1345-nucleotide messenger RNA. Its product is annotated as tRNA (guanosine(18)-2'-O)-methyltransferase. Gene Ontology annotation, molecular function: RNA binding. The coding region runs from base 157 to 1215 and encodes 352 amino acids. The record is from RefSeq and is a predicted model, not a curated record. NCBI's taxonomy places the organism in Eukaryota, Viridiplantae, Streptophyta, Magnoliopsida, Brassicales, Brassicaceae. The transcript is spliced from 4 exons. Gene Ontology annotation, biological process: tRNA guanine ribose methylation.